Messenger RNA from Solanum dulcamara, 2238 nucleotides. Its product is annotated as ketol-acid reductoisomerase, chloroplastic-like. Gene Ontology annotation, cellular component: mitochondrion; chloroplast. Gene Ontology annotation, biological process: L-valine biosynthetic process. The coding region runs from base 170 to 1948 and encodes 592 amino acids. The record is from RefSeq and is a predicted model, not a curated record. NCBI's taxonomy places the organism in Eukaryota, Viridiplantae, Streptophyta, Magnoliopsida, Solanales, Solanaceae. Gene Ontology annotation, molecular function: ketol-acid reductoisomerase activity. The transcript has 10 exons.
AUCACAGUUUCAGCUCGCGACUUCUCUAUUCGGAUAUGCUGCAUAUCUGUACCCUAGCAAUACAAAUCCAAACAUAAAAACGUGACCCUCAUUUCCCCCGUCUCUCUCUCUUUCAUCUUUCUCUCUCUACACUUUUCACAGUCAUCGGCGGCAGCUCAACAGAGCAACAAUGGCGGCGGCGGCGGCUACUUCUUUCUCCAUUUCCACUUCCUCCUCUUCGUCGGCCACUUCUUCCUCAUCCAAAUCCCUUAAGCCUGCUCUUCCCGGUAACUUAGGGUUCCUGUCUACUUCAACUCCGUCGCUUAAGGCUCUUAGAGCUAAAUCUUUCUCCUACAGUGGCUCUAGCUCCGGCGGAGCGCUUAAUGUUCGCAUGGUCGCUGCUCCUGCUGUUAUUAAGGCACCGAUGUCUCUCGAUUUUGAGACCUCUGUUUUUAAGAAGGAGAAAGUUACCCUUUCUGGACACGACGAGUACAUUGUGAAAGGAGGGAGAGAUUUGUUCAAGUUGUUGCCAGAUGCAUUCAACGGAAUCAAGCAGAUUGGAGUCAUUGGCUGGGGUUCUCAGGGACCAGCUCAAGCCCAGAACUUGAGGGAUUCUCUUGCAGAAGCCAAAUCUGAUAUAGUCGUUAAGAUUGGUUUGAGAAAGGGUUCUCGCUCCUUUGCUGAGGCUCGUGCAGCCGGGUUUACUGAAGAAAAUGGUACCUUAGGAGACUUGUAUGAAACUAUCUCUGGCAGUGAUCUAGUGCUGCUUUUGAUUUCUGAUGCAGCUCAGGCUGACAACUAUGAAGAAGUGUUUUCUCACAUGAAACCAAAUAGCAUACUUGGUCUUUCGCACGGAUUUCUUCUUGGCCAUUUGCAGUCAUUGGGACUUGACUUUCCCAAAAACAUCAGUGUGAUUGCUGUAUGUCCCAAGGGAAUGGGCCCAUCUGUCCGGAGAUUAUAUGUGCAAGGAAAAGAAAUCAAUGGUGCUGGAAUCAAUGCAAGUUUUGCAGUUCACCAGGAUAUUGAUGGAAGAGCCACCGAUGUUGCUCUUGGGUGGUCAGUUGCCCUUGGUUCCCCCUUUACAUUUGCUACUACCCUGGAACAGGAAUACAGAAGCGAUAUAUUUGGCGAGCGAGGCAUAUUACUUGGUGCUGUCCAUGGCAUUGUCGAGUCGUUGUUCAGAAGGUACACGGAAAAUGGAAUGAGUGAAGAGCUUGCAUACAAGAAUACCGUUGAGUGCAUAACCGGAAACAUUUCUAGGACCAUAUCAACAAAGGGUAUGUUAGCUCUAUACAAUUCAUUUGAUGCGGAUGGCAAGAAGGAGUUUGCGACUGCAUAUAGUGCUUCAUAUUACCCUUGCAUGGAGAUCUUGUAUGAGUGCUAUGAAGAUGUUGCAACAGGUAGUGAGAUCAGGAGUGUUGUCUUGGCAGGUCGCCGCUUUUCUGAGAAAGAGGGGUUACCAGCUUUCCCAAUGGGCAAAAUAGACCAGACAAGGAUGUGGAAAGUAGGUGAGCGUGUUCGUGCAACACGGCCGUCCGGUGAUCUGGGUCCUCUGUAUCCUUUCACUGCUGGUGUCUAUGUUGCAUUGAUGAUGGCCCAGAUUGAGGUUCUGAGGAAGAAAGGCCACUCGUACUCAGAGAUCAUAAACGAAAGUGUCAUCGAGUCUGUUGAUUCCCUGAAUCCUUUCAUGCAUGCACGUGGAGUGUCAUUCAUGGUUGACAAUUGCUCUACAACAGCGCGCUUGGGAUCUAGGAAGUGGGCUCCUCGAUUUGAUUACAAUCUCACCCAGCAAGCACUGGUGGCAGUCGACAAUAACCUGCCUAUCAAUAUGGAUCUUAUGACCAAUUUCGUUUGUGAUCCUGUCCACGAAGCUAUUGAAGUUUGCGCCCGAUUGAGACCAACAGUUGACAUUUCAGUUCCUCCAGAUGCUGACUUUGUCCGUCCCGAGCUCAGACAAACUAGCAACUAAGGUUCUUUGUCGGUCACUUCUAUUGAGAUUGGUGAUGGUUUAAUGGAAUUGGAAGGAGAAGGCAUUAGACAGGACCAUGUUUAGUCUGGUCGAGCAUUUUUCAAAGGUAGAGAUAAUUUCUGUAUGCUGUGCUUUUUUGAGUGUAAGGAGAUCUGCUUAAUAACAUAUUUCUGUUGGUAAAAUAUAAAACAGGUUCACCUUUUUCUGUUAAACUACGUGACCUCUGUACUUUAGAAUUUUAUGUAUUUUUGCAGAUUAACGGAAUAAAAACUCCGCUUUAGCCAUGGUAA